AUGGCCUUCUAUUCUUGUAUGAGUAGAACCAUAUACUGCAGGAUCAACCUGAGUGUUCCCGUCCUGGACCGUUUCUACAACCAGGAGGACACGAGGCCCGAUUUUCGGCUAAGCAGGGAGUCCUUGGCAGUGUUGCUAAAUCUCCUGGACCAGGAUCGGCGCCAUGGUUGGGGUGCCACAAUUGAGAUCUUGGUAUUCACAUUCUGGUUGGCAAGUGGAGCAUCCUACAGGCUGGUGUCAAGAGUGUUUGGGAUGCCUCGUUCCACUGUCCACACCAUUGUCCACCGUGUCACUGAAGAAGUGGUGGCCAUUCGCCACCAGGUCAUCCACCUCCCAAAGACACCAGAGGACCUGGAGGCAGUGUCCCGUGGGUUUGCAGGGCUGGCACGUCACAGAGCCUUCCUGAAAGUGGUGGGUGCAAUCGACGGCUGCCACAUCCGCAUCAAGUGUCCAAGCGGCCUUGAUGGUCAGUGCUACAGAAACAGGAAACUGUUUCCUUCUAUCAUCCUGCAGGCAGUCUGUGACCAUCAGGGCUGCUUCAUCGACACCUACGUGGGCUGGCCUGGUUCGGUGCACGAUGCCAGGGUGCUCCGCCACAGCCCACUGUACAGACAGUCGGUCUACCCUCCUCCAGGACAUUUCAUCCUCGCAGAUGGGGGGUACCCAUGCCUCCAACAUCCACUCCCCCUCAUCACACCCUACAAGAGGCCAGUCCGAGGUGUAGGAGCCCAGCGCUUCAACAGCCACCAUUCCAGGGCACGCUCCAUCAUAGAGCGUGCGUUAGGAAUGAUGAAAACGAGGUUCAGGGCCAUCUUCCUGCAAGCGCUGGAGGUGCACCACACCUUUGUACCCCACGUUGUGACAGCCUGUGCCGUCCUCCACAACAUCUGCCUCAGUGCCGGUGACAUCGUGGCCCCAGUGGAUGAGCCUGAGGACGAUGGUGCAGAGGAUGGGGAGGGGGAGGCUGGGUUGGAGGCAGUCAGUGGUGCUCUUUGGCGGGACCAACUGUCAUCUGAGGUGUCAGCCCUGGAGGAGGUACCACCAGACCACGACUACUGUUAACAGGCAAGUGCAAAUUUGUCUAGGAACCUUUUCUCUGGUGGCAUAUGGCACUUCAUGGCACUCCUGUCUGCAUAUCUCUGACAUCUUAGU
Messenger RNA from Oreochromis aureus, 1152 nucleotides. RefSeq names its product putative nuclease HARBI1. The record is from RefSeq and is a predicted model, not a curated record. NCBI's taxonomy places the organism in Eukaryota, Metazoa, Chordata, Actinopteri, Cichliformes, Cichlidae. The coding region runs from base 1 to 1062 and encodes 353 amino acids. The transcript has 3 exons.